ACUCAGUCUCACGUGUAUCAGUGUCCAGUGGUGUCCUUCUGCUCUGUGGUGUCCUUCAGGACUGUGGUGUCUGUUCUGUGGUGCGGUCUCUGGCUAAACAUUUGUUGUGUCUAGUAGUGGAUGAUUGUAAUUGCGAGUAAAGGAUUAUAACACUACGGUGUUGGAAUUUACAAACUUCCCAUGUGACAACAAGACGACAGUGUAUCAUAUAACUGGAAAGCAAGCAACUGAAUACAAUAGGGACAAAAAUAGAAGAUUGUGACAAUAUAGAUAAUACCAGUGUCAAAGCUCCUUUAUUGAGAAGUUACAAAGCUCCUUUACCAGAAACCAAGUGAGAGUUUUCUAACGCAUCGCCAAAGGGGUUUAUUAGUGGACAAACUCUAGUGUAACACAUAUUAUUUUAAAGUUGGAAACCCCCAGAGACUUUGAAGUGUAAAAAAUGACGAGUCCAACAUUUCUAAUGAUUUUCCUCGCGAUUGGACCAAUUUUGCUGCUAGAAGCAUCAGAAUCGAUACCAGCUUCAAGGCCCAACGAAAUAGAAGCGGCUUUCGAUAAACUGGCUGAGGCAUCUUUGGACGCCUGGAAGGACGUCAAGAGGUUCAAAAUGAUUGACGAACCAUCGUCCAAUACCACCGUUACAGGCCGAGGCAAAAAAGUGUCCAAGAUGGCGGUUCCGCUGAUGUUUGGCUUCAAGUUUGCGGGUGUGGUGAUAGCUGCCCUCACGGCUCUCAAGAUCCUGCUAGUUCAGUCGCUCAUGCUUAGCAAGGUGGCGCUGAUAGGUGCCGUGCUUCUAGCUGGCAAGGUUGUCUUCGACCACAUGCACAGGCAUCUCUACAAGGUGACAGACAUUAGCCACGCCUACUCGUACACACCCAGCCACCCGUACAGCGCUCACCUGUCAGGGCUGGAGUCGACCCAAUACGAGGCUUUGGCUGACCCAGCGCCAGUGGCUUACUCCUACUACAACCCCUCAGCCCACGAGGCCACCUACGCUGCUCAAGAUGACCUGCAGUCGCAGUACGGCCUUCUACACACUGCCCAGUCAAAGAACUUCUCUAGAUCGGCCGCUGACCGAUUUUUCAGUGCCAGCAAUAAUAACAAGAAGAAGGUGGUGGCUGUUAAAACUAUUAUAAAGAAGACAACAGAAUCGGACUGAUUUUAAUGAGCUGAGUGGAAUAAAUGAAAACAGCGUCCAUCCUAUAAUAAUAAAUUCUAAUCUCAAGUUUGAUUGAUUGGUCAACAUUAGAAUAAAUUAGGAAGACCAUACAAAUAUUCCGAAUGUUUCUACUUUUAAACUACCAACAAUGUAGUUGAGAAUGUUGGUUUGUUGGGAUGUUCAAAGUUCAGUUUAGUUCUAUUUUAUGUUAAUCUCGAUUGAAGUGAGAAGUGAAACACCAAUCCAUAAGAUAUUGGAUGAAGUUUCACAAGAAAUAAUACUCCAUAAGGAGCUGUAGCAUAUUUAUUCACGGUGAUCUCUUGCGUAUUAAUACAGAGAUGAUGAAGGAUUAUUAAUAGAAGCCUAAAUAAUAUUAUUAUUUCUCAUAUGAAUGAGCUUACAAUAUCUAUGGUCCCACAUUUGGGCUAUUAAUCGUAGCUCUUACCUUGUGACAAAUAAUCCUUGCUACAAGGUAUUCUUGAAUUCCAUUACAAUUAUCCUUUAUAAAUUAAUGAUGUCAGUUUUAGAAUAGUUCAUUCACCUAAUAGUCUUCAAUUCAAAAUUGGAAAUUUUAAAUAGGAAUUCUAAUUUAUUGUUGAAUCAUGGCGAUAUGGAAUGGUUAUUAAAUGAGAGCAGAAUCAUACUCAAAUGUCUUUCAAGAAAAAGCAUUUUCCAAAGAUAAAAUGAUGCUAACUGCCUAUUGUUGAGUUAUGCUUAGGAAGUCCAUUCUAUAGAAAUAAAUUCAUCAUGUAGAAUGAAUAAAAAUGUUAUGAGAUUGUAUUUACCUGAAUUUAUGAUACAAUGUCUGUACUGUGAGUUAUUUACUAUAGUCCUAUUAUAUGUGUAUGUGUCUAAAACUAUUAUAUUUAUUUAAUUUAUUAUUAUUUAUAAUUUGAUGAGAAUGUAAAUAAAUCUGUAUUAUAUAAGA
Molecule: messenger RNA, 2084 nt
Organism: Nilaparvata lugens (brown planthopper)
Lineage: Eukaryota; Metazoa; Arthropoda; Insecta; Hemiptera; Delphacidae
Exons: 5
Coding region: 440-1156 (238 amino acids)
Source: RefSeq, a predicted model, not a curated record